CUUGGGUUUGACAUUUAUUUCUAAGUAAAUAAAAUUGUUUUGAAAUAAUUUUUCAGAAUGACGUGGUGGUGAGAUAUUGUUUUCUUUAGUGGAACUGAAUUAAAAUAAACUGAAUCACACUUACUUAUUUUUAUAGAAGAAUACAUCGCCAUUAACAUGUUGAAAGCCGUAAUACUUAUCGGAGGACCACAAAAAGGUACCCGAUUUCGGCCUCUAUCACUUGACAUUCCAAAACCACUAUUUCCAAUAGCCGGUUUACCCUUAAUACAACAUCAUAUUGCCGCUUGCACUAAGCUGGGAGAAUGCAAAGAGAUCUUAAUCAUAGGCUCAUACACAACCACUCAGAUGACUCAGUUUGUUAACGACAUGCAGAAGCUAUACCGUGUAAUAAUUAGAUACUUACAAGAGUUCACACCACUCGGUACAGGAGGAGGUCUGUACCACUUCAGAGAUCAAAUCCGAGCAGGAAACCCAAGUGCAUUUUUCCUAUUGAAUGGCGAUGUCUGUGCCGAUUUUCCAUUAAGAGAAAUGUACGAAUUUCAUGAAGAAAAACCUAAUGCUAUUGUAACGAUAAUGGGUACUGAAGCAACACGCCAACAAUCGGUGCACUACGGUUGUAUGGUACGCAAUGGUUCUAAUGCAGUCACACAUUACGUAGAGAAGCCAAAUUCAUAUGUGUCUACAUUAAUUAAUUGCGGUGUCUAUGUAUGUUCCCUCAACGUUUUUCAAGUAAUGGCUGAAGCUUUUCAAAAGAAACAGGAUGGAUUUUAUAGUGGUAAUGGUCAAGGCACUCCACACCCAGGAUACAUGUCAUGGGAGCAGGAUGUUUUGGCACCGCUGGCCGGCACUAACAAAUUGUAUUCAAUGCAGGUGUCAAGCUGGUGGUCCCAAGUGAAGACGGCGGGCUCAGCGAUAUACGCGAACAGACACUGUCUAACGCUACACUGUACUAGAGACGACGUCUGUCAGAUCAUACCCGACGUCUACAUACACCCGAGCGCCACUGUCGACUCAACGGCUGUCAUCGGACCUAACGUCUCCAUAGGUACGGGCGUUACAAUAAAAGCUGGCGUCAGAAUAAAGGAAUCAAUAAUACUCGAAAACGCGACCGUGAACGAGCACUCCCUGAUCAUGUAUUCUGUUGUCGGUCGGGAAGCUUCAGUGGGCGAAUGGUCGCGUGUAGAAGGAACUCCUUCAGAUCCUGAUCCGAACAAACCCUUCGCCAAGAUGGACAACCGACCACUAUUCAAUACGGACGGACGACUCAACCCGUCUAUCACUAUAUUGGGUGCAGGAGUCGUGGUACCCGCUGAGACGAUUUUGUUAAACUCCAUAGUGCUACCUCAUAAACAUUUGGCGAGAAGUUUCAAACACGAAAUCAUAUUAUAGUUUUUUAUUUUAUUUUUCUAAACGACAAUACAGGGCUGUAUGUGAUGCAUUCUGUGCGCAUAGAUUUUGUUAUCUGUGACUUUUUUUAAAAAUGACGUAAAAUGAGUUUCUUGGCGGGAACGUGAAACCCGUUUUGUUUUUGUUCUGUCAAUUUAGUGUGACAAGUUGAAUCGUGUAAUCAUGACGAAUUGUUAACUGUUUAGGUAGAUGCGACAUUGUACUUCCCAGUCUCCAUAAUUCUCAAUAUACGGCAUAACAUAACAUAUAAAGGCAUUAUUUACUGGCGGUAGGACCUCUUGUGAGUCCGCGCGGGUGGGUACCACCGCCCUGCCUAUUUCUGCGAUGAAGCAGUAAUGCGUUUCGGUUUGAAGGGUGGGGCAGCCGUUGUAACUAUACUGAGACCUUAGAACUUAUAUCUCAAGGUGGGUGGCGCAUUUGCGUUGUGGAUGUCUACGGGCUCCAGUAACCACUUAACACCAGGUGGGCUGUGAGCUCGUCCACCCACCUGAGCAAUAAAAAAAAUGCAAUAUAUUUAUAUAUGAUUCAAGAAAAAAAAAACCGUAUUUAUUCGCUGUAUGCCUAAAAGGGCUAUUCUAGCUAGCGCGGACGGGUAGGUGAUCUCACGCGCUCAACCUGAGAGAAUUUGCUAACACUAGCCCUAGCAAGAGCAAUGCUUCGCAGAAUAUACAACCGGAUCGGAAACGCGACCCACUGAGAAGAUCCGGCAAGGCGUCAGUUAUUUGCCGGAUAUACUGUAGGCAACUGCCUUAGCUAAUCCUAUUCGAACGAACGAAUAACAUUACCCAACCAAUUAAGUAAACAAAUAGUUAUAAAUUUGAUUUCCUUUACCUUUGACAAACCUUUAUGUGUUCCUGUUUUGAUGAGGAGGAUGUCGGCUAUUUGAUUGAGACUACGACCUCAUGCUUCACGAAUGGUGGCAUCGCGAUCUAUAUGUGUUCCAAUAAUAACUGAACAAUAAGUGGGGCAUAAGAACUCAUCUAACUCUAUAGUUAUAAAAAAUAAGUAUUUUGUCACACGCAAGAAACCCUUGAAAAUACUAAUGGUACAGUUGAAGCGUAAAGUGUCUAUUUUAAUAACGUUUGGAAUUAUGUAAACUGAUUUAAGGAAUUAAAGGACCAAAUAUACUGUUUAAUCAUUAAAUAGUACAUUUUUUGUUUAAAUAGUUGAAUAAUUGUAUAUUUAAGUGAAGAAAAAAAUAUCGAGAGGUGAAAGGCUAUUUAUUUGAUUUAAGUGACAUUUCGCUUUUUUCGACAUUUUUCUUUGUAAUUAAUUAUAAGGCCGUUUUAUUUGAUACUAGCGGCCCGCUCCGGCUCCGCUCGGGUCUUUAACAAAAAUUUCAAGGAUAUUUAAGGUUUUUUUUUUUAAUAAAACUUACUGCAUAACUAUAAUAGUGAGACAUAAUAAUAUGCUAUCGCGACACAUUUUGUAAAUAAUAAUGUGUUCUACAAAGCCGUAGUAGGUACCUUAUUUUAUUCUAUCAUCAAUAGUUUUCACAGGGCACGCGAUGUAAAUAAUAUUUUAGGUAUUUUUUUUACACCUUGGUUUACAUUAUUUGAGUUUUAGUAAGGAUCCCUAAUUUUUUUCAAAAAAGAUUAUAGCCUAUGUCACUCGGGAAUAGUAUAGCUUCCAAACAGUGAUAGAAUUUUUCAAAUCGGUUCAGUAGUUUCGAAGCCUAUUAAAUAUAAACAAACAAACAAAUCUUUCCUGUUUAUAAUAUUAGUAUAGAUUCGUAUCAACAAUUCGAUGUUUUUAAUUGAACUUCAAUCAAGCUUACAUUAUUCAUAACAUGUGAAGAAGUUUUUAUUAGGAUAUUUUUUCUUAAUUUUAAAGUUUAAAUGGUUCUCCUGUAUAGUUGAAAAAAUGUCACUUAAACGAAAUAGCCCCCCUCGAUAUAUACAUAUAUAAUAAAAUUGUCGCACAAAUAAA
This is a messenger RNA of Bombyx mori (domestic silkworm), 3336 nucleotides long. It is a transcript of the gene Gmppa, whose product is annotated as mannose-1-phosphate guanyltransferase alpha-A. The transcript is spliced from 9 exons. NCBI's taxonomy places the organism in Eukaryota, Metazoa, Arthropoda, Insecta, Lepidoptera, Bombycidae. Gene Ontology annotation, biological process: biosynthetic process. The record is from RefSeq and is a predicted model, not a curated record. Gene Ontology annotation, cellular component: cytoplasm. The coding region runs from base 157 to 1389 and encodes 410 amino acids.